AUGGCAGCGUUCAAUGAUUUUUGCAUUGUGUGUGAUCAAUUGAUCCCAGAACACUCGCCUAGCACUAAGCAGAGACUAGCUUGCAGUAAUAAGAAACACGCUUGCAACAGUGAGAGGGUGUUGUACUGCUCGGAGCAAUGCCAAUUGAGGGACAGGAGCUCUAUCCAUGCAUGUUUGGAGUCGUUGGACUCGCGAAGUAGCGGCAAGUUGGAGAGUUCGGAGGUGGUUGCGUACACGAGUCUGGAUGACUCGGACUCUCUGAUAACGUCUCCGUUGCUGCUGCCGAUGGACAAUAAGAGUGGUGGCAGUGGCGAGGAGGAGGACGACAGUAGCAUCUACUGUCUGAUGAACAUGGAAUCGGUCAACACGAUUGCGAUCCCACGGUCAUCCAACGCUCGCAGCCCUGCGACUGCGAGAAGCGAGAUGAUUUAUGACCACAUCCCUGAAAACAACUACAAACUAUGGCUUAACCAGAAGCAGUGA
Messenger RNA from Torulaspora globosa, 483 nucleotides. RefSeq names its product Ecl1p (gene ECL1). NCBI's taxonomy places the organism in Eukaryota, Fungi, Ascomycota, Saccharomycetes, Saccharomycetales, Saccharomycetaceae. Bases 1 to 483 code for a protein of 160 amino acids. The record is from RefSeq and is a predicted model, not a curated record. The transcript has a single exon.